CCCCCACCCCCAAGCUGUCUCACCAUAAAAACAAACCAGGCGGCCGAGGUUCUUCCUAUUUGGAGUGGCCGCCCCAGAGAGAUCAUCUUGCACCAGAGCUGGCCUUUGACUCUCAUUUCUGCUGAGGAAACAGCGAUUUCUGGGACAGAAUGCGGUCACUCGUCCUUCUGUUAGCCACAGUGCUGCCUGUGGCAAACGUGGUGGCCAUGGAGUCUUCGCUGGACCAAAUGCUGGACUCUCAGUGGGAGCUUUGGAAGAAAAUUCACCGGAAGGAUUAUAACGGCAAGAUGGAAGAAAUUCCCCGAAGGGUCAUAUGGGAGAAAAACCUGAAAUACAUCAACACCCAUAAUUUGGAAUUCUCCCUGGGAAGACACACGUUUGAACUGGCCAUGAACCACCUGGGGGAUAUGACCAGUGAGGAGGUCGUUCAGAAGAUGAUGGGGCUUAAAGUCCCUCCCUCUCGUACCCAAAACAACGAGACUCUUUACGUUCCUGAUUGGGAGAAAAGAGUUCCAGAUUCUAUCGAUUACCGGAAAAAGGGCUACGUAACCCCAGUCAAAAACCAGGGCCAGUGCGGGUCUUGCUGGGCGUUUAGUUCGGUGGGCGCCCUGGAGGGGCAGCUGAAGAAGAAGACGGGCAAAGUGCUUAAUCUCAGCCCCCAAAAUCUCGUGGACUGCGUCACCAGCAACAGCGGCUGCGGUGGGGGCUACAUGACCAACGCCUUUGAGUACGUGAAGGAUAACCGGGGAAUCGAUUCGGACGUCUCUUAUCCCUACAUCGGCCAGGAUGAAAGCUGCAUGUAUAAUCCCACUGGUAAGGCUGCCAAGUGCCGUGGCUUCAGAGAGAUCCCGGAGGGCAACGAGAGGGCUUUGAAAAGGGCCGUAGCCCGGAUCGGCCCUGUUUCGGUGGGCAUCGAUGCCAGCUUGUCUUCCUUCCAGUUCUACAGCCGAGGGGUGUAUUACGACGAAAACUGCAAUGCCGGUAACAUCAACCACGCUGUCCUGGCAGUGGGUUACGGGAGCCAAAAGGGCACCAAGCAUUGGAUCGUGAAAAACAGUUGGGGGGAAGAGUGGGGUGACAAAGGCUACGUCUACAUGGCCAGGAAUAUGGACAAUGCCUGUGGAAUUGCCAACUUAGCCAGCUUCCCAAAGAUGUGAGCGAUGGUGGCCAAACCUGAUGGCAGAUCCUGGUCCUUCCUUGGCCGAGGGCUGGAUUCCUGAGACAAUGAGAGGGACCAUCGAUACACAAAGGAUCCAUUUGGCUUCGUAAGCAGUGCUGAGAGAGUGUAUUAAAAAGAUCUAACCUUCCAGUUUUUUAAAAAUAAAUUGUUGCUGCCUUUUUUUUCUUUGCAAAAGCUAGAGAGCUGUCUUCCUAAGAGACCAUAACUUUCAAAUAGAAAAAUCCAGUUGGAAAACCUUGGUCUUGAAGUAUUUUCUUGGCUUCGGAAGUAAG
Messenger RNA from Pseudonaja textilis, 1452 nucleotides. It is a transcript of the gene CTSK, whose product is annotated as cathepsin K. The record is from RefSeq and is a predicted model, not a curated record. Gene Ontology annotation, molecular function: cysteine-type peptidase activity. NCBI's taxonomy places the organism in Eukaryota, Metazoa, Chordata, Lepidosauria, Squamata, Elapidae. Gene Ontology annotation, biological process: proteolysis.